Molecule: messenger RNA, 783 nt
Organism: Fusarium sp. VM40
Lineage: Eukaryota; Fungi; Ascomycota; Sordariomycetes; Hypocreales; Nectriaceae
Source: the annotation of a GenBank genome assembly
AUGAGUGAGAAAGGCAAGCCCCCAUUUUACCCUCGCUACUGUUUUCACCUCGCGCCGACCGUGAACCAAUGGUGCUUGUUUCGUGUAACCGAUAUACAUGACCUUGACCAACAUGGAGGUUUUGAAGGUGAAAAGUUCUACUUCUAUGAGAACCUUCCCAUCAAAUGGGUGCGCAUAGUCGGGUUAGUCGUCGCCAUUGACGAGUUCCCGGGCAGGCGUAUAUACACCGUGGAUGAUAGCAGUGGUGCAAAUAUUGAGUGCAUUGUUGCAAUGCCAAUUCUCGCGGGAGGGAACAGCAACGCAACGACAGCAGGAGAUACUUCAAAGAAGGCGGGUAUGGACUCGCCCUUAACUUCCAACCCCUUCCCAGAUGUCGACGUCGGAUCUGUUGUAGACGUCAAGGGAGGCCUUUCCACUUUCAGAGACGAGCGACAGCUCACUAUUGAAAAGAUGGUUGUUCUACAAAGUACCGCGCAGGAGGUUACGCUCUGGGAAAAGAGGGUCAGAUUCCAGUCUGAUGUUCUCUCUAAACCGUGGGUGUUGCGAAAAAGUGAAAUUCGCAGAUGCCGUCACGAAGCCGAGCGGAGUGAACAGGAAGCCGAGAGGAAACGGAAACGGAUCAAAGGGAUUGUCGAGUCUCGAACGGCCAAGCAGGUGCCAAAGCUGGUGGACCAGAAUAAACCCAGCAUCAAGGAGCGGCAGCCAAGCAAGGAAACACGUCUAGAUCUCCGGCAGAUCAUCGAGCAAGGGGGAAGAGGCAAAUACGAUGCGUUGGGGUUGUGA